AUGCUGCAGCCUUACAGCUGGCGCCGCCGUGACGGCGGCGCGGCUGCUCACGGUUUCUUCAACGGCAGGGUGCUGAAGGAGUCCCUGGGCCAGGCCCUCGUCACCUUCUUCCCGGUGGCCGGGAGGUUGGCCCAGGCCCAGGACGAAUCGGGCCGGUUUGAAAUCGACUGCAACGGCCAAGGCGUCCUUUUCGUCGAGGCGGAAACUGACGUCACCAUCUCCGAGUUGGGCGAUUUCCAGCCUGCUCCCGAGUUGAUGCAGUUGGUCCCGCAAGUUGACUUCUCCAAGGGCAUUUCCUCCUUCCCGCUGCUUCUCGUGCAGGUGACGAGAUUUCGAUGCGGCGGAGUUUGCCUGGGGAUCGGGUACCAACACGCAAUCUCUGACGGUAAAGGAUUCUACAAUCUGCUGACUGCAUGGUCUAGCCUAGCUCGUGGCCUAUCCGUCGCCACGAACCUGCUGCCUUUCCUCGAUCGAACAAUUCUCCGGUCAAGAUCUCCGCCGUCUCCCACGUGGCAACACCCCGAGUACUGCGAAUCAAUUGACGAAGAGCAGCAAACCCCGCCGCCGUCUGCGUUGUCAACUUCCACACGGAUCCUAAGCUUGUCCCUCGACCAAAUCAUGCGCUUGAAAGAGAAAGCCAACAGUAGUACUAACGGCGACGAUAUUAAUCGUUACUACACCACCUACGAGGUGCUGACGGCGCACAUCUGGCGGUGCGUGACCGUAGCCCGCAGCUUCGCCGACAGAAACCAGCCCGUCACUCUCCACGUUACCAUCGACGGCCGGAGGAGGUUCGAGCCGGCUUUGCCGCCUGGCUACUUCGGCAACUGCUUGUUCCACGCCGUGGUGGCGGCGUCGACGGCGGAGCUAGCUUCGGAGUCGCUGCACCGGACGGCCGGGAGGAUCAGGAGGGCGAUAAGGAGGAGCGACGAUGAGUACAUGAGAUCGUCCAUAGACUAUCUGGAGCGAGCGGGAGGAUCCACGAUUCGAAUCCCUGGAAUUUCCGGGUCGCCCCACCUCAAGGUCAUAAGUUGGGCCCAGCUGCCAUUCGGACAGGACUUCGGGUGGGGAGACCCGAUUUUCGUUCGGCCAGCGUGCUCGUGGGAAGGGUCGUGUCUCUUACUGCCGAAACCCAGAGACGAAGACGGCGGCCUGUCGUUCUCCAUUUGCUUGGAGGCCGCCGCGAUGGAGAGAUUCAAAGGGUUAUUGACUACUGAUGAUAGUACUGUACUAAGCACCACCACCGCUACUUCAUUGCCACGACUUGAUUCUCGUUUGUGA
This is a messenger RNA of Linum tenue, 1281 nucleotides long. NCBI's taxonomy places the organism in Eukaryota, Viridiplantae, Streptophyta, Magnoliopsida, Malpighiales, Linaceae. The record is from the annotation of a GenBank genome assembly.